Pseudophryne corroboree (corroboree frog) is the source of this 4618-nucleotide messenger RNA. It is a transcript of the gene CPAP, whose product is annotated as centromere protein J. Gene Ontology annotation, molecular function: tubulin binding. The transcript is spliced from 17 exons. NCBI's taxonomy places the organism in Eukaryota, Metazoa, Chordata, Amphibia, Anura, Myobatrachidae. Gene Ontology annotation, cellular component: centriole; centrosome. Bases 522 to 4418 code for a protein of 1298 amino acids. The record is from RefSeq and is a predicted model, not a curated record. Gene Ontology annotation, biological process: cilium assembly; centriole elongation.
GCACAUAGGUAACCCCGUGCCCGCAAAGAGAGGGGCCCACACAAGUAACCCCGUGCCCGCACAGACGGGGGGCAGACACAGAUAGCCCGGUGCCCGCACAGACAGGGGAACACAGACAGGUCACAUUACUAUACAGGAGCUGAUAGCCCUGAGCGCCAGAGGAAUCUCUUCUCCCGCCGGCGACCACACCCGGCAUCCUUUGCAUCACUUAACGUACUUUUCGCAGGGGCUGCUGGGAGACGUAGGCACUUCCUCCUCUCUAAUCGGUUCACAUCUUCUACCCGGAUCAGAGCACAGGACUACAUUUCCCGGUAUCCCUCGCGGCGCACUGGUGUGUACAGCUUUGUUUGCACUGGGCUUGGCAAUAGUAAAGAGUAACUGGGUAUUUAAUACUUGUUCUGUGCCUGGGAGACUGGGCAGCAGCUACAGCGCAGCAGGUAUUGGAGAUUUUAAUGAUUCCAGAGUGAAUCAUUAUGGAAUUAAUGGUGCAGUUUCCAUAGAACGUUCCUAAAGUGUGGAAUAUGCCAGAAAUGAUUUCUUCUCCAGAAUUCAGCAGUGAACCCAAUUUCAUGGCACAGUACAUGUCCAGUAUCACCCGUGCGGGUGUAAUUGUAAAUCCUGCUUUCCCCAAUCUGGAAUCACAUGAAAACUUGCAGGCACCGAGGCCUUCCAGUGCCCUCUCAGGUUUGCAUGUGCCGGUGCCUCUUGCUGUUCUGAGUGAGGACCCUUCGGAAGAGCCGGAUGGCGAUUAUAAACCACCGCAACAGAAGUCUGACCAUGUUGGGGAAUUGCGUUUGGAUACAAUAGGACAGACGUCCACCUAUAAAGACAUGGAAUGGGAAGGGAGUAGGAGUUGGCCACAAAGUAGGCCGCUGUUCAGAGAAGAUGAAGUGUUGAGGGAAGAACUGAACGAUCCACUCUUAAAAAAACUGGAGCAGCUAAAAGAAAUCCAGCAGCAGAAACAAGAGCAACUGAAACAGCAGCAGAUGGAGCAGUUACAGAAGCUGAUGGACGAGCAGAAAAUGCUGCUGAACCUGGUGUCGUGGCAGUCUGCGUAUUCUGAACAUGAACAACAGAAGCUCACACCUGGACAGAUGGGUGGCUCUGUGCCUCACAGAGGUCUCUCGCGUGUAAUGUCUCCGGUCAGCGGAAACGUACCCAGAGGUUACCUGCACACACAGCAGGAGUCCGUCAAGAAGGACUUUAGUCCAUCCCGGCCAUCUUCUGUGUUUGGCCAAGUAGUUCAUCCAGAUAGAUCCAAAACGCUGGAGGACCUGUUACAUGAGGAGGACACGGAAGAGUAUACUGGUGAUGAAUCUGAAUCUGAAACUGACGGUUCCUCAAAGAGUGAAGAUUUGUCAAGUGUACUGCGAGAUGAGCAGCUUAUUAAGAACAAUGCUGAAUCUGGUAAUGAAGAAGACAGGCCAAUUAUAUCUGACAUGAAGGAGAGGAAGAAAUCCUUUGAGGAGUUCUUGGAAGAGCAGAUGAGGAUUGAAGAGCAUAGACUGCAACAAACUAAAGUGCAACAGAGUGGGGAAGAACCGGCAAAGAGUAAUACAAAAGUAAAAAGACCUUUCCUUCGAAGGGGUGAAGGACUUUCUAGAUUUAAAAAUGCAAAUCCCAGACUGAAGAAACCUGUUCCUCAGGAAGUCCCAGAAGUUACAGUUCAAGUCCAAAGGAAAAUUGCACCCUUCGGCAAAGGGCAAGUGCCUGAAAACAGUUCACGUGCAGCUAAAGUAGCAAGUCAAUCUGCAAGAGAAAAAGCUGAGCUAAUGCAGAAGAAAUUGGUGCUUAAAAACCACAACGCAAGACAUGGCACUCCUGUUACAACAUUACAUGGACAGCCACAAAAUAAACCUAGUGUCAGUGGGAGAAGUUCUGUUACACUGGAGAGAGAAGUUAUGUUAGACAUUGAUAAAGAAAAUGUGGACAGCACAAAACCAACUGAAGCAAUUCAUAAACAAACAACGGAGGUCCAAGACCAUGUAAAGGAUAGCCCACCGGCCAGUGCUAACCCUUCAGAGAUGUCUUUCGAAGUUUCCUUUCAAAAACGACAAGUGCUCUUGGAAAAGGAGAAACAUAAGGAAAAUUACGAAUUAGAUGAGUUUUUGCUUCUAGAACAGGCUGCUGAGGACAUCUCCUUCUCCAGCAACUCCUCUUUUGUACAGAAGCUUCUUAAUCAAGACUAUCACGUUGACAGUGGGCAUCGCAGGUUGUCUUCUACUCCAGUUAAAUCUGCAGAAAAGCAGCAGGAAAAAGUGACUAGCAAUGCUAGGAAUGUGAGUAGUGGAAGGCUGAAUCAGAAGAUGGAAGAGCUUGGAUCAGCUUUUAAACCUUCCACCGUUUCGUCACUUGGACAGAAAAGUGGGAAAAAAACGUCUGAAUUGUUUAAGGGCAGCAAGGAAGAGGUGAAAAAAUCCAAAGAUUCUGAACCUGUUACAAGUGAAGGAGAUUACGCAUCGUCUGGGGAUGAACACAGCAACUCCACUUCAAGUGAAGAGGAAGAUUUAGAAAGCGAUGGCACCAGCAGAGAAGAUGACCCUAAGGCCGAAGAACUUGAGGGACUUUCUAAAAAACUUACCAAGGACGGCAAGGGUAGAGACUUUGACUUAGAUUUAUCAGAUGGAGAAGAUCAUGACAAUGAUGAAAAAACGCUGUUGGCCAACAGGAGUAAUACUUCUUUAAACAAUGACCAUAGCUCAUCAUCUUCUGAUUCAAGUCAUAUAGAGUUCGAUGAUGAACGGACUUGGGAUGACCUUGGUAAUGUGGCAAGUUUGAAGGGUAUUUAUGAAAGUAAUUUUGCUACAAAAGAGUUUAUCCCAUUUGAAUAUACCAGCAGAAGUCCUACAGAUGUUCCUGACAUAGCCAUCAGAAGGAAGGUGGCAUCAAAGAAGAACCAGAUAAAAACGGCAUCCUCUAGUACUCCAGAUACCCCACCAGCGUCCGAACUUAUGAUGAAACUCUUUCCGGUACUGAAGCCCAAAAUAAAGCCAGAAUCCCUGACUGUAUCCAAAACUGCAACAAAUCAAGAAUGGCCUGGAGAUGCUGUCCGGUCUCAACUUCUGAGAGAAAAACUAGUUGAACUGGAAACCGAAAUUGAAAGAUUUAAGAUGGAAAACGCUUCACUGGCUAGACUUCGCGAAGACAAAGAAAAAACUUUAGAAAAUCUCAGGAAGGAAGUUGCGGACUUUGAACAACAAAAAGCAAAGGAGCUGGCAAGGAUUGAAGAGUACUCAAAGGAGGAAAUGAAGAAACUCCAGAAAGAACGUAAAGUGUUUGAGAAGUAUGCUAAUGCCGCCCGUGCAAUGCCCGAUAAGAAGGAACGUGAGGAAAUUCAGACUUUAAAGCAGCAGGUCCAUAACCUGCAGGAGGAGCUGAAGAAGAAAGAGACAAAAUGGUCAACUACGCAUGUGCGCCUCAGAAAUCAGAUAGAAACCUUAAUAAAGGAAAAUGGAGAGCUUCGGGACGAAAUUAAGUUUAUGGAAAAAGUUAGGCUAGAAACCUGGAAGAAAGCGGAGACCGCUGAGAUGAAAAAGAAGACUGGCGAUGGUCCCACAACACACCUGAGAAGAGCAGAAUCUGUUAGUCCCCUUUCAAUGCUAAAGCAGAGGCGUACGUCUGCUCCUGAGCCAGAAAAGAGCACAAAGAUUCUCCGAAGCCAAACGCCGGUUAAAGGAUUAGCUCCUAGAGGUCUCAGACAGACUUCUCUCAGUGACUCCAGUAAUUCAGAGGCAACGGCAACCACAGUGAAGGCAGCGGAACCUGCAGCUAGUACUCGGGUUUCGGACAAGGCCCUGCCUACAGAACGGAGGAAUGAGAGCUCUCCAGUUAAAGAAAAUGAUGAUGUCCAGGGAGAAAUUACAUAUCCAGAUGGGAAGACAGAGCGGAUCCUUAGAAAUGGCAAUCAUGUCAUCUUAUUCCCCAACGGCACCCGCAAGGAAGUGAGCGCUGAUGGGAAGUCCACAACUGUGACGUUCUUCAACGGGGAUGUGAAACAAGUGAUGGCAGAUCAGAGAGUGAUCUAUUACUAUGCGGAUGCCCAGACUACGCACACAACCUAUCCAGAUGGACUUGAGAUACUUCAGUUUUCCAAUGGGCAAAUAGAAAAACAUUUCCCUGAUGGAAAGAAAGAGAUAACAUUUCCAGACCAGACUGUAAAGAAUCUGUACCCUGAUGGGAAGGAAGAGAGCAUCUUUCCGGAUGGAACCAUAAUAACGAAUCAUCUCGAUGGGACCAAAGUAAUACAAUUUGACAAUGGACAGCGAGAACUGCACACGGCGCAGUUUAAGAGGCGAGAAUACCCAGACGGAACAGUGAAGACUGUGUAUACUAAUGGCCAACAGGAAACCAAAUAUGCCUCUGGAAGGGUUAGGGUUAAAGACAAGGAUGGAAAUGUAAUCAUGGACACUAAAAUGUGACCCCUUAUGUUUUGAAGGGGACUAAAGUUAAUCUAUUUAUGUUAUUAUUUAAAUGUUUGCUCUGAGCAUGUACAUAUGUUUUGUAAAAAUAGAAUGUGGAUUGAUGUACUUAUGUAUAUAUGAACUGUACAUAUACAUUUUUAUAACUGACAUGUAAAUUAUUUUUAAUGAUAUAUUAAUAAAUACAAGACAAAAUAUGU